AUGUUGCCUCUCGGACUUAACGCCUAUACUUUCCUUGGGCUGAAUGCUGUCCGAGCUCUCUCUAUCCUCACCCUUAUUCUCGUAUUUGCUUCAAGUAUCAUGGUUAUGGUUGAUGAUGUCAACGCCGUCCGUCGAGGAAAUGAUGUGCCCGCGGGCCCACUAACUGAUGCAUCUGGCAAUGAAUUCGAUAUUGAAUGCGACUAUUUUGAAGCCUCCACUGUCCCACUUCAACCUGCUGGAGUCUUCUUUGCCAUCCUCAAUCGGCUCUUCAUCAUUGCCCAGUGCAUAAUUCUUGUUCUUGCUGAGCUUGGAUUUCCUCAGUCAUUCUUCAAGAACUUCCUCCCCGUCCUUGGACCCGACCACGGUGUUGGUAUACUUGGGGCAAUGCAAGUCUUCCUGGGCGCUGCAGUCCUCUCUCACCACGUUCCUACAUUCGCACUCGUCUCGGCGUUUUUCCUAUUCUCCAUUGGGCUCUUGAACAUUAUUCUUGGACUCGUCUUCCGCUCAGGCAUUCACUCUCGCCGUGCACUUCUCUCGUGGCGCAACAAGGCUCCCAGUGCUCUCACCGACAAAGUCGACCGCGCUACAACCGCCGUCUCUUACGCUAGCGACGUAUAUUCCAGCUUCAGGUCUCACUCUAGAGCCUCAGAUGUUGAGAAGCAGCCACUUCAACAUGACGAAAAGCACGGGGAAUGGGAUAUCCGAAGCCAAAAGUCUUCCGAUGACGAAAAAUCCCAACCCUUUGCCGCCCUAGGAUUCGGUCGCAAGGGCCAGGAGAGCGCCGAGAAGAAGGGAUUCAUUAUUUCCAAGCCCCUGGAGUCCCUUCCCAAAUAUGCCCCAAAGCAGUUCCAGCUAACCGCCAACUUUGGAAGCGGCCGUGCGAACAACUGA
Rhizoctonia solani is the source of this 891-nucleotide messenger RNA. RefSeq lists its product as uncharacterized. The record is from RefSeq and is a predicted model, not a curated record. Bases 1 to 891 code for a protein of 296 amino acids. Lineage: Eukaryota; Fungi; Basidiomycota; Agaricomycetes; Cantharellales; Ceratobasidiaceae. The transcript is spliced from 3 exons.